AUGUCAUCCUCACUCGAAAAUGCUGAGUCGGAAUGGGUAGCCCAGUAUGCAGCGCUGCGACAAACGUUAAAUGAAUUGAGAAUAGAGCAGCCGAAUGGUGAAAGCAGAGGAUAUGGACACGACAUUAUGCUUGACGAUGAGGAUCUCACAGGCAGCAGUGGCUCGGAUGACUUGUGGAACGUGUUCAGUGAUGAUGAACAGGAUCGAGAGUACAGCAGUGACAUGUCAGGUGGUGUUACAGAGUCCCCGAGCGGCAAAUCCAAGUCAGCCUAUUCAUACGGUCAGGAGUGGCUCAGGAGCAAAUGCCUCGCUUUUGCGAGCAGCAAAUCAGGCAUGGACGCAGAAGAGCUACAGCAACAGUUGUCCGCUAUGUUGGCGUCAGAUAUGAGAGAUGACGACCUUCAGAUGUCUCUUGCUGACAUAUUGGGCUUUGAUGACCUCGACUCUGUCAUACAGCUAAUAGCUCAUCGCAGUCAAAUCCUGUCAAGCGAGUUCCAUGAUCCGAGCUCGGCAAACGGUGUACUUGGUCAUCUCCAAAGCAAAAGGCAAAGGGAGCAAGCCCUACAACAUCAGGAUCAUGAACACAAAGCAGCAAGCCUUGACCCAGCGCAGAAUCAUAACGGCCCUCGGUAUCCGCACGUGUACAAAGUCCACAGCGCGGCGAACACUUUGGCUGCAGGAGGCCGCAAGUAUGGGUUACCUGUCGGUAGCAAGAGAACAGAACAUGAAAAGUAUGAAGAAUACUUGAUUCCCGCAGCUAAGGUGGGUACGUUGGGUGUCGGUAGAAAGCUCGUUGAGAUUUCCGAGAUGGACGGGUUGUGCAGAAGAACUUUCAAGGGCUACAAAGCCUUAAAUCGCAUGCAAAGCCUGGUGUAUCCAGUCGCGUAUAAGACAAAUGAGAACAUGUUAAUAUGUGCUCCCACCGGUGCUGGCAAAACAGAUGCUGCUAUGCUUGCGAUUCUGAAUGCAAUCGGCCACAACCUCACCCCCAGUCCCGUGGAUGCGCCCGAUGCCUCGGAAUUUCUAGUCAAUUCUGAAGAUUUCAAAGUCAUUUACGUGGCCCCAAUGAAAGCAUUGGCGGCUGAGAUCACCGAAAAGCUUGGGAGACGUCUUGCGUGGCUGGGCAUUCAGGUGCGUGAGUUUACUGGAGACAUGCAUUUGACAAAGAAAGAAAUCGUCCAGACUCAGAUCAUCGUGACUACGCCCGAGAAAUGGGACGUUAUCACCCGCAAGAGUACUGGCGAUACCGAGCUUGUACAGAAAGUCCGACUGCUCAUCAUAGAUGAAGUGCACAUGCUUCAUGACGAACGGGGCGCCGUAAUUGAGUCUCUCGUUGCUCGAACAGAGAGGCAGGUCGAAAGCACUCAAUCUCUCAUUAGGGUUGUUGGCCUUUCUGCAACGUUGCCAAAUUACGUUGAUGUUGCAGAUUUCCUCAAGGUAAAUCGCAUGGCAGGACUAUUCUACUUUGAUGCCUCGUUCCGGCCAGUGCCUCUCGAGCAACAUUUCAUUGGUGUAAAAGGAAAAACAGGAACCAAAUCAUCCCGUGACAACAUUGACCAGACAGCUUUCGAUAAACUCAAAGACAUGCUGGAGUGUGGACAUCAGAUCAUGGUCUUCGUACAUUCUAGGAAAGACACCGUCAACUCCGCGAGGACAUUCAUGCAGAUGGCUCAAGAUCAGCAAUGUCUAGACCUAUUUGAUUGUCAAGCGGUGGAGGGAUUUGCAACAGCAAUGAAAGAUCUGAAGAACACCAAGGGAAGGGAGCUCAGAGAAAUCGUCCCCAAGGGCUUCGGUACUCACCAUGCUGGGAUGCCAAGAUCUGAUCGAAAUCGAGUCGAACAGCUUUUCGCGCAAGGGCACAUCAACGUGCUCUGCUGUACAGCGACACUCGCAUGGGGUGUCAAUCUACCAGCUGCUGCGGUCAUCAUCAAAGGGACCCAGAUGUAUAGCUCCCAAGAGGGCAGAUUCGUCGAUCUUGGCAUCUUGGAUGUGUUGCAAAUAUUUGGGCGUGCUGGUCGACCGCAAUUCCAAGCUACUGGCAUUGGCUUCAUCUGUACCACUCAUGACAAGCUAGACCACUAUCUUUCUGCGGUGACUCAACAGCAGCCAAUCGAGUCAAAGCUCUCUCGAAAACUGGUGGACAAUCUGAACGCAGAAAUUGCUUUGGGGACUGUGACUUCUAUCCCCGAAGCUGUUCAAUGGCUCGGUUACUCCUACCUCUUCGUGCGAAUGCAGCGCAAUCCACUGACAUACGGCAUCGACUGGGCCGAGAUUCGUGAUGAUCCCCAUCUUGUCCAAAGAAGGCGAAAGUUGGCGGUUGAUGCAGCGCGUGUGCUGCAGCAGAGCCAGAUGAUUAUCUUCAACGAAACGACCGAGGAGCUUCGGGCCAAGGACGUUGGUAGGAUUGCAAGCCAGUAUUAUGUCUUGCAAACAAGCAUUGAGAUCUUCAAUACCAUGAUGGGAGCGAGAGCCACUGAAAUAGAUGUUCUCAAAAUGAUCAGCAUGAGCGGCGAGUUCGACAAUAUUCAAUCCCGCGACAACGAGUCAAAGGAACUUACAAGGCUCAGAGAGGAAUCAACUCAUUACGAGGUGGUGGGGGGCAACGACAUCGCAUCAGCAAAGACAAACAUUCUGCUCCAAUCCUACAUCUCUCGGGCUCGUAUCGAUGACUUCGCUCUUGUCUCUGAUUGCGCAUACGUAGCACAGAACGCUGCAAGAAUAUGCAGGGCACUGUUCAUGAUAGCUCUUAACAGAAGAUGGGGUCAUCAGUGUCUCGUCAUACUCUCUCUAUGCAAGUCGAUUGAGAAGCAAAUAUGGCCCUUUCAGCAUCCGUUUCACCAAUUCGACCUUCCUCAGCCUAUAUUGAGAAAUCUUGACGAGAAGUCGAAUGUCUCUUCCAUUGAGUCAUUACGCGACAUGGAGUCUGCAGAGAUCGGCCAGGUGGUUCAUAACAACCGAAUGGGAAAUACAAUCUCGAAGCUCCUGGACAACUUCCCAACGUUGACCGUUGAAGCUGAGAUUGCUCCUCUGAACCGCGAUGUUCUUCGAAUCAAUCUACACCUUACUGCCGAUUUUCGCUGGAACGAUAGACACAAUGGAACGUCAGAAUCAUAUUGGAUUUGGGUCGAAAACUCGGAAAACUCGGAAAUUUACCACCACGAGUAUUUUAUCUUGACGCGCAAGAAGCUUUACGACGACCACGAGCUAAAUUUCACCAUUCCUCUGUCGGACCCUCUGCCAACACAGAUAUACGUGCGGGUUGUCUCAGACCGAUGGCUGGGUGCAGAAACCGUGACUCCAGUGUCCUUCCAGCACCUCAUCAGGCCAGACACGGAAAGCGUGUAUACAGAUCUUUUAGAUCUUCAACCGCUUGCGGUUGCUGCGCUAAAAAAUACCUUGCUCGAAGAAAUAUAUGGGCAACGAUUCUCAUUCUUCAAUCCAAUGCAAACCCAGAUCUUCCACACUCUUUAUCACACUUCGGCCAACGUGCUGCUCGGUUCUCCAACUGGUAGUGGAAAGACAGUCGCCGCAGAGCUAGCUAUGUGGUGGGCUUUCCGCGAGAAGCCUGGAUCUAAAGUCGUCUAUAUUGCGCCGAUGAAAGCACUGGUGCGAGAGCGAGUGCAAGACUGGCGCAAGCGCUUAGUCCGCCAAAUGGGCCUUAAGCUUGUCGAGCUGACCGGUGAUAAUACGCCUAAUACUCGAACCAUUCGAGAUGCUGAUAUCAUCAUCACUACGCCUGAAAAGUGGGAUGGUAUAAGUCGUAGCUGGCAAACUAGAGCUUACGUCCGCCAAGUGAGCUUGGUGAUCAUUGACGAAGUUCAUCUUCUUGGAGGUGAUCGAGGGCCGAUCUUAGAGAUCAUCGUUUCCCGUAUGAAUUACAUUGCUUCUCAAUCCAAAGGUUCUGUGCGACUGGUGGGAAUGUCGACUGCUUGUGCCAAUGCCAUGGAUUUGGGAAAUUGGCUAGGUGUCAAAGAAGGACUCUUCAAUUUUCGACAUUCAGUCAGGCCGGUGCCGCUCCAGAUAUUUAUAGAUGGGUUUCCAGAACAACGAGGCUUUUGCCCUCUCAUGCAAUCGAUGAACCGUCCGACGUUCCUAGCAAUCAAGACCCAUUCGCCCGAGAAACCGGUCAUUGUCUUUGUUGCUUCCCGAAGGCAAACGCGCUUAACAGCAAAGGACUUGAUCAACCUCUGUGGCAUGGAGGACAACCCCCGACGCUUUAUACGCAUGUCAGAAGAUGACCUACAGCUCAACCUGUCCAGAGUUAAAGACGAGGCUCUGCGAGAGGCCCUGAGCUUCGGCAUCGGUCUGCAUCAUGCUGGAUUGGUAGAAGCUGAUAGGCAGUUAGCCGAAGAGUUAUUCGCCAACAACAAGAUCCAAAUACUCGUGGCAACGUCUACGCUUGCUUGGGGUGUCAACUUGCCAGCCCAUUUGGUCGUAGUCAAGGGUACUCAAUAUUUCGAUGCUAAAAUCGAAGGGUAUAAAGACAUGAAUCUGACCGAUGUAUUACAAAUGCUAGGCCGCGCUGGACGGCCACAAUUCGAUACUUCGGGAAUUGCCCGCAUUUUCACCCAAGAGGCUAAAAAGGCAUUUUACAAACAUUUUCUACACACAGGUUUUCCUGUGGAGUCCUCCCUUCACAACGUUCUCGAAAACCAUCUAGGCGCCGAGGCUUCUGCGGGCACGAUCAGUACCAAGCAAGAUGCGCUGGAUUAUCUUACUUGGACUUUCUUCUUUCGCCGACUGCACAAAAAUCCUUCUUACUACGGCCUUGAGAUAUCGUCCGAAGAGCACAACACGAUCGCAGCGCAGCAACUAGCCAAUGAAUUCAUGGUUGAACUUGUCGACAAGUCUCUGGAUGAAUUAGCGGAAUCGGGUUGUAUUGCACAGCACUCCAGCGGCGACGUCGAUUCGACUCCACUUGGUAAGAUCAUGAGUUAUUACUACUUAUCUCACAACACCAUCCGACAUCUAGUGAAGCAUGCUAAAAGAGACGCGAACUUCGAGGACGUACUGGCUUGGAUGUGCGGUGCAAACGAAUUCGAUGAGCUUCCUGUACGGCACAAUGAGGAUCUUAUCAACGCGGAAUUGUCAAAGAACCUACCAUUGAAAGCCGAAGCCCUCAGCCUUCCGAUGUGGGACCCUCACGUCAAAGCGUUCCUGCUUCUCCAGGCCUAUUUUUCCCGCAUCGACUUGCCAAUAUCCGACUACGUUGGCGACCAAAACUCAGUCCUAGACCAGAGCAUACGUAUUGUCCAAGCUUCCAUCGAUGUGUUGACAGAGAUGGGCUACCUGUCGAGCUGCAUCAUGAUGAUUACUUUGCUGCAGUGCAUCAAGUCAGCUCGCUGGCCAUUGGACGGUCCCUUGUCUAUCUUUCCUGGCGUGAAUACGGACAAAGAGCGGGCAAGAGCAAAAGAUGGAGGGUCACAACCCCCCUCACUAGCCCAGAUCCACAAUGUUGCCAAACCCGUACUUUCCAAGGUACUUAAUAGUCUUGACGUGCCUCACGAACUGGAGUCUCAAGUCGAAAAAGCAAUUGGCACACUCCCAAACCUCAAUGUCAAUGUCAUGGACGUCAAUGCCCUUGGCCUCACUGUAGGCGCUGCUCGUCUCAACCCCGCAACGCAGCCUGAUUAUCGCAUUUAUGCCCCCAAGUUUCCCAAACCACAAUCCGAAGGCUUCUUCCUUGUCGUUGCUGAUCCAGCCAAAGACGAGGUUUUGGCGUUGAAAAGGAUAAAUUGGCCUUCAGUGCAAAAGGUACGUGGUGGUGGAAACAAGCCAACGUCGAGAUCCAUACUGAAGUUGAAGCCUGAGAGUGUGGAGAGAAAAGUCGAUGUCCUCGUGGCCAGCGAUGCGUAUGUAAAUAUGAUGUGGAAGAUCAAGGGCAUAGAGAUGCCGGCAGCGCCAGUUGUUGAGGAUGUCAAUGGAAAGAAGAGCUCAUGA
Letharia lupina is the source of this 5940-nucleotide messenger RNA. RefSeq lists its product as uncharacterized. The coding region runs from base 1 to 5940 and encodes 1979 amino acids. NCBI's taxonomy places the organism in Eukaryota, Fungi, Ascomycota, Lecanoromycetes, Lecanorales, Parmeliaceae. The transcript is spliced from 3 exons. Gene Ontology annotation, molecular function: ATP hydrolysis activity; nucleic acid binding; ATP binding. The record is from RefSeq and is a predicted model, not a curated record.